AUGAAUGGUAAAGGAGUGAUUCUGAGCUAUGACUGCUCUCUUAUGGGUUCCAUCAAUGUCAUGACGGAGUACCAAAACUACUACAACCUAGGGAGCACAGGAUCAGCAAGCACGGGAAUUGUCCUUUCAAUCUUUCAACUUGGCCAGAUGGUCGGAGCUCUAUUUGCUUGGGUGAAUGACUGGAGAGGAAGGAAAGUCAUGAUCUUGUUCGGUUGCACUGCAGUGGUCGCAUUUUCAAUUUUCACAGCGACCGCACCGACACUGGGUAGUUUUAUAGGAGUUCGAUUCCUGCUGAGUUUCUUCUCAACUUUGGCCAGUGUUGCGGCUCCAGUACUACUUGUCGAGCUUGCGCCACCACUUCUUCGCGGCUCCGUUGCUGGAGGAUACAACACGCUAUACUACAUGGGAAGCAUUGUUGCUACUUUUGGCAACAUAUCCUGUCUUCUGAUAAUAAUCACAAUAUUGCUAGCGAUUUACGGUUGUAAUCUUCACCUCCAUCGAAAUAUCAAUUGGCAUUUGCCUUUAUGGUUACAGACCGUGUGCCCUAGUAUCGUUGUGCUCUUUGGUUACUGGAUGCCUGAGAGUCCGAGAUGGUUGAUCGCUAAAGGACGCCGCGAGGAAGCGCGCAGAUUCCUCAUAAAACAUCAUACCAACGGAGACGAAAACCGCCCUAUUGUUGCACUUGAGAUGGCCGAAAUUGAGGAGUCACUGAGUCACGGUGGUAUACGCUCAGCACGCGACUAUUUCAAUAUCAAAGCAUUAUUCAGUACCCGUGCUAGGCGUUAUCGUAUCAUGCUUGUUGUAGCUUGGUCUUGGUUUGGGCAAUUCUCUGGGAACAACUACCUUCCGACGGUGAUCACAGCCGUCGGUAUAACAUCAGUCAGCACGUUACAGCUUUUGAACGGAAUUUAUGCAGUUACAGGAUGGAUAGCUGCUAGUAUUGGAGCCCGAUGCCAUGACGUGGUUGGGAGGCGCAAGAUGUUUACGGGCUCCUGCGCCAGCAUGGGUGUAUGUCUUGCCAUCAUUACAGGAGUGAUGGCCAAAUAUCAGCAUGACAACAGUGACACAAAUGCAAGUUCUGCGAUGAUUGCUUUUAUUUUCAUCUUUGGGGUUGUGUUUGAUGUCGUACGUGUUGGUCCUCCUGCUCAUACUGUCAUGCCACUGAUUUCCAAAAACACAAUAUGCGUGCAAAUGGUACGAUGGUGUCCCAGAUCACUUCUGGCUGCGCAGGAUUUGUCAACACAUUUGCUGCCCCCUGGCCGUGCAGAACAUAUAAUAUUGGUUGAGAGUAAAAUCGCUUUCCCCGAAAUUCACAUAAUCUACGCGUUCUUUGUAUUGUGGGAUUGCUUCGAGUUUGUAUUUGUGUACGUCGUCUUUAUGGAAACGAAAGGAAGGACUUUAGAGCUCGAGGUCGUAUUCGAAUCUAACAGCCCACGCGAGGCCAGUACUCGGAAAAUGGUUCCAAACGAUGCGGCUGUAUUGGAGUAG
Molecule: messenger RNA, 1488 nt
Organism: Penicillium daleae
Lineage: Eukaryota; Fungi; Ascomycota; Eurotiomycetes; Eurotiales; Aspergillaceae
Exons: 7
Coding region: 1-1488 (495 amino acids)
Biological process (GO): carbohydrate transport; transmembrane transport
Cellular component (GO): membrane
Molecular function (GO): carbohydrate:proton symporter activity
Source: RefSeq, a predicted model, not a curated record